Molecule: messenger RNA, 1344 nt
Organism: Humulus lupulus (European hop)
Lineage: Eukaryota; Viridiplantae; Streptophyta; Magnoliopsida; Rosales; Cannabaceae
Product: protein FAR1-RELATED SEQUENCE 5-like
Exons: 1
Coding region: 1-1344 (447 amino acids)
Source: RefSeq, a predicted model, not a curated record
AUGGAAGGAGUCAAUGCUGAGGGUGAUUUCGAUGAAAUAUUUGAUUAUAAUGAUGACGCUGAAAUGGGAGAUCAUUGUCGCCAUACAUGUGGUACACAACAAACCGCAGAGGAAAAUGUACAAGGGGAUGUUAGCUUGAAUUUGGAAAUGGAUGAGGCCAAUGUUUUAGAAAAGUAUGGAAUUUAUGGAGACCCAUUCAAGUUGAGUAAGAGUAGCCUUAUAGGCCACGUAUUUGACUCUUUUGAUUCCGCCGAAGAAUUUAUAUAUGAUUACGCUAAGGUUGUGGGAUUUAGCCUUCGCAAAAGUUACAUGAGGAAGAAUUCUUGUGGAGAGAUUCGGGAAAGAGAGCGGGUUUGCUCACGACAAGGAACUAGGUCAAACAGUCAUUUGACAAGGGAAACUAGGAAAAGGAGGCCCAAUGCUCUAACUCGAGUGUGUUGUAAGAUGGCUUUCCGAGUUAAUCUUGUUAAGACAACUAGCAAGUGGGUCUGCAAGGAGUUUAUUACUGACCAUUCCCACCCGUUGACUUUCGAAUUGCACAAGCAAUUCCUUCGAUCAAACCGGGUUGUUUCAGAUGGAUAUACUAACCAAGAGAAGUCCUUGAAAGAAGCUGGUGUUCGGACGUGUCACAUAAUGUCGUACAUGGCAAAUCAAGUUGGAGGUUACCAUAAAAUGCCUUUUACAAUGAAGGACCUUUACAAUCGAAUGUCAGCUGUGUCAACAGUUGACUUUGCUGCAUCAGAUGCCGGUCGAGCGUUGGGGUACUUAGAACAUAAAGCGGAUAUGGACCCUGAUUUCUUUGGAAUUAUUUCAUAUGAUAAUUCAAAUCAACUUCUGAACUUAUUUUGGGGUGAUGGGAAAGCUCGUUUAGAUUACGAGACAUAUGGACACUCAGUUGCCUUUGACUCGACUUAUAAAACAAAUAGCUACGGUAAGCCCUUGUUGAUAUGGAUAGGAGUCAAUAACCACUUCAAAACAUGUCCAUUAGGCUAUGCAAUCCUUGAUAAUGAGUCGACAAGUAGUUAUAUGUGGGCAAUAAAGGCAUUCCUCGAAUACAUGAAUGGGGUGGCGCCGAAGACUGUGGUCACAGAUGGUGAUCUUGCUAUGGAAGCAUCCAUCGAAGCGCUAAUGCCGAAUGCAGUACACCAUCUUUGUUAUUGGCAUUUAAACAACAAAUCUAUUUUGAAGGGUAAGGACUGUACGUUUAUGGAAAGGCUUAGUGACUUAUGUUUCACGUACUAUGAGGAGGAGGUGUUUGACCACAAACUGAAUGAACUAAUAACAGAGCACGAACUAGAUGGCAUCGACUAUGCAGCAAAACUAUGGUCAACAAAACACAAGUGA